This is a messenger RNA of Monoraphidium neglectum, 939 nucleotides long. RefSeq lists its product as hypothetical. The coding region runs from base 1 to 939 and encodes 312 amino acids. The record is from RefSeq and is a predicted model, not a curated record. NCBI's taxonomy places the organism in Eukaryota, Viridiplantae, Chlorophyta, Chlorophyceae, Sphaeropleales, Selenastraceae. The transcript has a single exon.
AUGGGCCAAUUGGACCUGGCGUGGCGAGCAGCGGCGCCCACUGGAGGUCAGCUGCGGCGGCGCGUCCAGAGCCCACUGUCCGUUGCUGCUGCACUCGCAACAGGGACGUCUUUCCAUCCCGGCGGCGAUCCUCAUGAAUUCAGCAAUUCUGAUCAGAGGCGCGGCGCUGUGGCAGCCCGUGGCGUCACAACAGCAGCGGGACUGGUGGAAGCCCCCAUCCCAGAACCACAUAGUCAUGAGCAUCACCGCGCGACUUCGAGCCUGUCGGCGCUCCGCGGAGCCCGCACGCUCCGCGGCGCCGUCCUGCUGUCUGCCCUCCUCGGCGCCGCCGGCCUCGUCGCCGCGCCGCUGCUGCAGCUGCACCAGACCUGCGAGGACGCGCUCUGCGCCGCCGCCGCCGCCGCCGCCCCGCUCGCCGCGGGGCUGGGCGCGGGCAGGGCGCGCUGCGCGCGCCUGCCCGGCCCCGGUCGGCGCGGGCUCGCGGCGGUGCUCAUGACUGCUGGCCUCGGCGCCGCCGCGCUGCUGCUGCUUUGGCGGCUCUGGCUGCAACCGGCGGCGCGGGCGGCGCUGCUGUGGCUUUUCGCGACCGUGCCGCUGCAAGCGGCGGCGAGCAUCGCUGCAUGCACAGCAGAGCGAUGGCCACAGUCUCAGCAGCAGCAGCAGCAGCAGCAGCAGCAGCAGCAGCAGCAGCAGCUGCAGCAGCAGCAGCAGCAGCAGCAGCAGCAGCAGCAGUCACGGGCCCCGGCACCGCGACGGGCUUCUUUCGCGCGGCACCUGCGCAGGGUCGCAGAUGCCCUGAUCGCGCUCUGGCGCGCCGCGCUGCUUGCGGCCCUCUUCGCCGAGCCUUCCCUGCAGGUGGCCGACAAGCUGCUUCUGUUUGCGAGCGGGUUAAUCUGGGCGCUCGCGGCAGCUGGAGCUGUCAUAGGCGCUCAUGCAUGA